CACGCAUACACAUUAUAUUUAUCGGUAUCCACUCGGACACUUGCACUUCCACCUAAAGUAAGCUAAGCAAAUGAUGCAGCGAACCCAAUACUAUUGAGGAAGAACGAAAAAGAAAGACCUAAUAGAGGAAGCACAAGAAAAUGGCUGCGACGUCGGGGCACCAUUUGGUGACGCCGGAAGCGUUGACUGGCUGCAGUACGAUUAUCAAGGAGCUCUUCACAACUGGAUCCAGCGCAGCGUAUUCGUACUCGUUGUCUUCCGAGAUCAGUACCUACUACUAUGAAAAGGACGAAAAAACACUUCCGUACACGCUGAAGGAGUUCAAGUGCACUCUUGUGUUAAGGCUGAAUGAUAUACGAAUAACUCAUACCCUCUGGUGGCUGUGCAAGGCUAUGCUUAUGUGAUGAAGCAAGAGAAGGUCACGCCGCACGCUGGAAUACACUCAGUUAGGAGGGACACUGUGUAGGGAUGAGCUUCUAUAGAAAUUCAAAUUUGUUGAUUUUUUCCCUGCACGGCCACGUCUAACUUCCCAUGGUAGCAAGAUCGCUCUCAUCGUCUGGGACAUGCGGAAGACCCUCAAUGCAAUAACCAGGACCACUCUCUGGGAACUCUGUUUCCUCCUCGAGCACUUUCGCCGGGUAGAGUCAGUCGUUGCGUUGGUGUGGGUUUCGUCCUCCACACCGAAAGGGUUUUGUUCGGGAGCAAACCCGGCAGGCUUGCAAUCAACGGAGGUUGCCGAUGAAGUCGCUGCAGGAUACAAGCACGCACGAAGUUAAGACUUUGAUACUUUGAUGAUACGCACAAGGAGUGAUCCAAUUCCAACACACACUACUAUUUAAUUCAUCUUGAUCUUUUCUUUGCAACAACGUGAAUAUCAUGUCGAUGUCGACGCUUCUUCUUUGUAGUUCGCCAUUCCACAUCGACUUUUCACAACAGAUGAUUCUACUUUUCGAGUGCCAAGAUGGGCGAUGAAAGCAGUUGUAAUUAUUUGCUGCAAUCAUUAGCGUAGCAAGCACUUCCACAUACGCUAACGUACAGGCCUGGCGGAAGAUUUUCCAAAUGGUCGCGAUGGAUCAUCGAUCGACUUUACCCUGAAGGGUCCUGUCGCGAUCUGGCAUGAGUAUCCCAAGCUGUCGAUCUGUGCAUGUCCAGGUUUAGCGAUCGGCGGUGGUACAAAUGCUUUACGUUGAUGUUUCAAUAACGCAAGUAGAUGAGAUACAACCAUUUUGGUUGCUUGAGCAGAAUCGUGGUAGGGGUUGUCAUUGCACCACAGUACCGCUGAUAAGAAGCAGUUGUGCUUACUUACCUAUGGUUCAACAUUAUACUCGAUGCGAUCAAAUAUAGCAUUUUUUGGCUUUGGUGUUGUUCUUCUAACACUUGCUUUGAUGGUGCAUGAUUUUGUGUUUGUUGCACCUGACACAAAAUUUCGCUUUCCUUUUGCCGAACUGGGUGUUACGGCGGAGGUGGCUUCGAGUUACUGGCUCCCGCGAUGGGUAGGCAUGGCGAGAGCGAAGGAGUGGAUUAUGACCGGAAAGUGGUUCACCGGUCCGGAGUGUGUCGCGGCUGGGAUUGCAACGGAGGUCGUGACCGGGCCAGUCUACGCCCUGGAGGGACACGCACUUGCCUACACCCAAGCGCUACUAGACACAUCCGCGAAAUUUUCAACGGUCUCGCUAUUAAAAAAUAAGCGCCUCUUGCAUGCUAGCUACGACGCCACGCUGGAGCCGCACCUUACUAAGGAACAGUUGUUCUUCACGGAAUGCCUAUCCGAUCGGGACAGCAUGGAGCGUUUCUCAAAUCUGAUGAAACUCGCGAAAAAAAGGAAGGCAGAACAGCAGCAGAAAAGUAAGCUAUAAGCACAGUAAUGACUCACUGCGGUGUUGAACCUGCUUAAGGAAAUCGAAAAUUCACUGGGGAGGAGAACAAGUGCAGCUUGUAGCAGAUUUAUAGAUACUAGUAAUUUUUGAUGUGAACAAAUAAAUGACCACUGAAUAUGAAAGAAGAACGUAUUCGUCUUAGAAAGACUAGAAGCAAAUUAUAGAUCGGCGAUUGACUUCGUUUUCGUUUCUCUUUUUAGACGUGAUGAUGUUGUCUAUCCUAUGUGGCCGUUGUCAUCCUGUCGCGGCAAAUCCUUUUCAUUGAUUUGUGCUUAUGUCUCUUUUUCUGUGAUCUUGACACAAGAUUGAAACAGAUUCAGAAUCUUAUUUUAGGAAUUUUUGAUGGGUGUAGCCUGAUUCUUUCACGCUUGCUCAAUCUUCUUGUCGCCACACGAGGACCUCUUAAACGCUAAUGGCUCCUUUGAGCUAAUUUGAUUCUUCUUCACAUUGGCAAAACAGAUUUCAGCAAGUGUCACUACUGUCUUCUAACGACGCUUGGAGCAAAGACUGACAUUGUUCAGACUCCGUUUCAUGGUCGGGUUGAUAGGUUUUUGAUUUUUUUUCGUCUUUCGACAUCCUUGUGUAUAAGCGCGGCCACCUGUCGUGGGUCGGCAUGGCGACUAAUUUUCCGCGAGCUUCAAGCCGCAAAUAAAUUCUGAUUCAUGGUAAACGUGAAAAAGUAACUGUGUGAUGAAAAGUCACUGCUUUCCUAAAUCGGGGGAUGGUGCUGAAUACAGCUGCACUACGGACGCGUGGCGUGACUUUCAGAAGGUACGAAGUUGGAGAUUUUUUUGUCUUCGGUAGUCAUCGUGAGUUUUUGUUCGAUUUCCCUUUGUCACGUAUCGCUCAGUAGAGCAUGCCUGAUGACAAAGAAUUUCGGUAAGAUGCGCUUACUCGCCUCAGGUGCUCCUGAGAUGAGUGUGAUGAUAAGCCCCACCAACACCAUUGUGAUCAAGAAGCUGAUGCGUAAUAUUCAUUGAAUGUUGACGAUGGAGCGGUAAACGCG
Amoebophrya sp. A25 is the source of this 2883-nucleotide messenger RNA. NCBI's taxonomy places the organism in Eukaryota, Dinophyceae, Syndiniales, Amoebophryaceae. The record is from the annotation of a GenBank genome assembly.